AUGUUGAAAUCAUUACAUUUAAAUGGUCAACCAGCAAUAAAUUAUUUUGAUGAUUUACAAUUUGGUACAGGUUCUAAAAAAGGUCAUAUUAGAUCUGCAAUGAAAAAUUUACCAGAUGAAAUAGAAUUGAAACAUGUUGUGCUAUUUGAUGAUGAAUUAAGAAAUAAAGAUGUUGAAACUAUUGGAGUUCAAUUUGCUCAUAUAUUUGAUGAAGAUCGUGGUUUAACAAAACAAAUUUUUCAAAAUGCAUUGAAGAAAUAUAAUGAUAGAUUGCCUACAGAUUUAACAACAGGAAAUGAUAUUGUCAUCAAGACUCCCAAGACAAGAAGAUCAAGUUCCCAUUCAACACAGAAAUCGCAUAAGGCAUCAAGAGCUGCUGUUACUCCCAAGUGGGUACCCGUAUCUCAGGAUUCUGGUGCUUUGAUUACUGAAGAAUUAUCUUUAGCUAAUAGUCCUAUAACUCCAAGGGAAUCUAUUCAAAAAACCAAAAAAAUCAAACAAAGGAAACCUGUUACACCGAAGCAAAAUAUUAUUGAAGAAUAUGAACCAAGAAUAAGCCAGAAUGUAUCGAAGAAUUUGAAUGUAAAGACAAAAUCACAAUCAAAACCAAAACCAAAGUUGAAGAAAGUUGUAGAUAAGCAAGAUUCUAAAUUAAAACCCAAACCAAAACCAAAGACCAAAACAAAACCAAUCAAAAAAGAACCAAUACUCAAACCUCAAAAAUCCAAGACAAAAGUUUUUGAUCGGGCUUCAAAUUAUAAUGAAGAAAUUGAAGAUGAAGAUGAAGAUGAAGAUUUUUAUGAAAAUUAUGAAAAUCGUUUCCAAGCAAAUUUACCAAAUGAUGAAUCUCAAGAUGAAGAUCUAGAUGAUACUUAUUCACUUGGUUCCAAAGAAAUCAAAAUAUCAAGAUUACCAACUUCAACGGCAAGACUAACAUCAUUAGAUCUUGUAUUACAAAGUUUAAAUGAAUCAUUAGAAAAUGAAACUGAAUCUCAUUUUAAAAAUUUUCAAAAUUUGAAUAAAUCAUAUUUUAAUAAAACUUUAGAUUUAAAUUUAACAAAUAAUAAUCAUAUUAAUAAAUUAAAAGAUAUUAAAUUUGAAAAACAACAAUUAAGAAAAGAUUUAUUUGAUACAAGACAAGAAAUUAAUGAAAAUUUAAGAAAUUUAGAAAAAAUUAGAUUAAAAUAUAAUCAAACAAAACAAAAAAUUAAAACAAAGAAAAAAAUUAAUGAUUCUUUAAAUAAUUUACCAAAUAAAGAUUCUUUAAAUACUAAUGAUUCAAUUUUAAUAAAAUUGAACAACUUAAAUAACAUAAUUGAUCCAAAUUAUGGACUUUUGGAAAAAUUAAAACAAUUGAAUUCAAAAUUUUAUGAAGUUGAAGAAUCUUAA
This is a messenger RNA of Hansenula ciferrii, 1389 nucleotides long. RefSeq names its product Mg-dependent acid phosphatase. Gene Ontology annotation, molecular function: phosphatase activity. NCBI's taxonomy places the organism in Eukaryota, Fungi, Ascomycota, Saccharomycetes, Phaffomycetales, Wickerhamomycetaceae. The coding region runs from base 1 to 1389 and encodes 462 amino acids. The transcript has 2 exons. The record is from RefSeq and is a predicted model, not a curated record.